Messenger RNA from Poecilia reticulata (guppy), 1267 nucleotides. Lineage: Eukaryota; Metazoa; Chordata; Actinopteri; Cyprinodontiformes; Poeciliidae. The record is from RefSeq and is a predicted model, not a curated record.
CUGCUGCUGAUUGUCAUCGGAUCGCUGAUGUUCCUCAUCACCUUCCUGGGAUGUUUCGCAGCGCUCCGUAACGCCACCUGCCUGCUGAAGAUGGUAUUUAAUCAUCUGAUUGUGAUUAUUUACCGUUUUCUCCAGAGCGACUGGGAGUCAGCAGAGAAAACCUUCAGAACCCAGUGGGUUCUGGUUGGUUUCUGUGUUGACGACAGAACCGGUCUGAGUUUGACUGAAGGGAUUUUUAUCCAAAGUUUUUCUGGAGACAGAAAUGAAAACCUCGGUCUGACCUGAAUGUCUGAGAAUCUCCAGAAUGAUUCUGUACCUCCUUCUACAAAUGGAAAACCGCGGUGGCACCGCUAGCUAAAGCGCUAGCUGCACUAAUCCAAAGCUUUAGUCAUAAACAUUAGUUUCACUAAGGCUAACAAAAUGCAACACAUUGUUUAGGGGAAGCUAAUGCUAAAAGACUAUACUGAUCCAUCUUCAGGCUGAAGCUAAUGCUAAAGCAAUAUACCUGAAUGGUAGCUAGAGGAAGCUAAUGCUAAAGCAAUAUACCUGAAUGGUAGCUAGAGGAAGCUAAUGCUAAAGCUCCAACUUCAUUUCAGAUUAUAUCUGACUCUUAAGCACCAAUUUAAUAUUUUACAUAAUUUUCUGGUUGGUUUCCUGUUGAUGUAUCUUCAUCUCUGCUUCCUCCUGCAGUUCCUGUCCAUCCUGGCUGUGGUUCUGAUUCUGCAAGUCGCUGCUGGAGCCGUGACUUACGUUUUUACCGACCUGGUAACAGAACACCGCGAGCAGAAUGCAGAACGCCAGAGAUCCGGUGUGAACUCUGAUGCUGUUCAGGUGAUGGAGAGGACGGAGACGCUGAUGAUGAAGGCCGUCGUCCGCUACAGGGAGGAUCGGGACCUGGAGAACGCCAUCGACUUUGUCCAGAAGAAGCUCCAGUGCUGCGGCGUGGAAAACUACCAGGACUGGUCCCGUAACGUCUACUUCGAGUGUUCCGACAGCAACCCCAGCCUGGAGGUCUGCGGCGUCCCCUUCUCCUGCUGCGUCCACCUGCAGAACCAGACGGUGCUGAACACCAUGUGUGGCUACGGCCUGCAGCAGCAGCAGGAAGCGGCGGCCCGGCAGCACAUCUUCACGGCCGGCUGCCUGCAGCGGAUCGUCCUGUGGGCCCAGAAGAACCUGCUGCUGGUGGCCGGGCUGACGGCCGGUCUGCUGCUGCUGGAGGUACCGACACCCGCCGGCUGACCUCUGGCUGACCUCUGGCUGACCUCCG